Molecule: messenger RNA, 3429 nt
Organism: Lolium rigidum
Lineage: Eukaryota; Viridiplantae; Streptophyta; Magnoliopsida; Poales; Poaceae
Product: probable leucine-rich repeat receptor-like protein kinase At1g35710
Exons: 2
Coding region: 1-3429 (1142 amino acids)
Biological process (GO): protein phosphorylation; hormone-mediated signaling pathway
Cellular component (GO): plasma membrane
Molecular function (GO): protein binding; protein kinase activity; ATP binding
Source: RefSeq, a predicted model, not a curated record
AUGGAGACUUCCCCACUCGUGAUGCUCACUCUCCUACUGGCCUGCUGGUUUCCCCCGGCCAAGGCAGUGCCAUCCCUACAAGAACAAGCUGGAGCGCUCCUUGCCUGGAAAGCCACACUCCAAAGCCAGCCAGCCCAGCUGCAAUCCUGGAAAACGGGAAACACUACUACUACCUGGCCCUGCAACUGGUACGGCAUCAAGUGCAGCAAGCAUCAAGCAUGGCACCAAGAGGUGGUGAUCACCAAGAUCUCUCUACGAGGGCUGCGGCUCAAAGGGGAGCUCGACGCCCUCAACUUCACGGCGUUGGCAACUCUGACGAGCAUCCAGCUCUCUCACAACAGGCUCACCGGGAGAAUCCCUCCAAGCAUUGUGUCGCUCAGAGAGCUCCGCUUCCUGCUUCUUCAACGCAAUCAGAUAAGGGGCUCUUUAUCACCUGCUUUAGCAUCCUUGACACAACUGCGCUGCUUGAUGCUCCAGCAGAAUCAACUCUCCGGUGAAAUACCAAGGCAAAUAGUACAACUUGAGGGUCUUGUGACGCUCAACUUGUCUGCCAAUCACUUUUCCGGUCCCAUCCCUAGUGAACUAGGCUACCAAAAGAAGCUUCUUAGGUUAGAUUUUUCCAUCAACAACCUCACAGGCCCCAUUCCAAGAAAUUUAGGGAAUAUUACAAAACUCACUAUCUUGUACCUUUACAGUAAUCAAUUAUCUGGAUAUCUUCCUCUGGAAUUAGGUUACCUUGUGAAUUUAGAAGAGUUGGAUCUUAGCGAUAACGAGCUGAUGGGUUCCAUCCCCAAUUCCUUUGGGAGUUUGAUUAAACUCACUGGCUUGGCCCUGUGGGAUAACCAACUGUCUGGAUGUAUUCCUCAAGAACUAGGUUACCUGGCUAAUCUAAAACUGUUGUAUCUUAACAACAACAAACUCACUGGUUCCAUCCCCAAUACCUUUGAUAAUUUGACAAAGCUCACUUCGCUCUACCUUCAUGGUAAUAAAUUCUCAGGGUAUCUUCCCCGAGAAGUAGGUUACCUAGUGAACCUAAUAAAGUUGAAUCUCAGCUCCAACUUUUUCAUGGGCUCCAUCCUUGAUAUCUUUGGGAGAUUGAUUAACCUCACUGGCUUGUACAUGUGGAAUAACCAACUUUCUGGACGUAUUCCGCGAGAACUAGGUUACCUGGUGAAUCUAAAAGAGUUAGAUCUUACCAGCAACAAACUCAUGGGUUCCAUCCCCAAUACCUUUGGAAAUUUGACUAAACUCACUGGCCUGUACCUUAGUUAUAAUCAACUCAUGGGUUCCAUCCCCAAUAUAUUUGGAAACUUGUCUAAGCUCGCUAUCUUACACCUUGAUGACAAUCAUUUUUCCGGACAUGUUCCACAAGAAAUUGGCACCUUAAUGGAUCUUGAGGAUUUGGAGUUGGACAGUAACAAUCUCUCGGGUCCCUUGCCACCAGAGUUGUGUGUUGGAGGCCAUCUCAAGUAUUUAAUUGCAUUUGAUAACUACCUCAAUGGACCUCUGCCAUCAAGUUUAGUACACUGCACAAGCCUAGUUAGAGUACGUCUAGAAAAUAAUCAAAUUGAAGGAGAUAUUUCUGAGUUGGGAGUUCAUCCAAAUCUUCUAUAUAUGGAUAUGAGCUUGAAUAAACUAUUUGGGCAAUUAUCAUCUCGGUGGAUGGAAAGCCGUAAUCUUACCAUGCUACGACUCUCAAACAACAACAUCAGGGGGACAAUACCCAUAAGUAUGGGGCAACUACCUCAGCUAGGGCUACUUGAUAUUUCAUCAAACAAGCUCGAAGGAAAGAUUCCAAGUGAACUGGGCAAUCUAAAAAAAUUGUUCAAUUUGAGCCUCACGGAGAAUUUUCUCCAUGGAAGCAUACCACAAGAAAUUGGAGCACUGUCCAGUCUGGAGUUGUUGGAUUUGUCAUCAAACAACCUAAGUGGUUUGGUACAUGAAUCAAUUGGGAAUUGUUUAAAGCUUCGCUCACUAAAUCUGAGCAGAAAUAACUUCAAAGGAAACAUCCCUGCCAUGCUUGGGGUGUUGCACAACUUACAAUACAUGUUGGAUUUAAGUGUUAAUUCAUUUUCUGGGGCAAUACCAAGCCAACUUAGUGGUCUGAUCAUGCUAGAUACUUUGAACCUUUCCCACAAUGAACUUAAUGGCUCCAUCCCGCAAUCAUUCCAGAGUAUGGAAAGCUUGAUAUCCAUCGAUGUAUCUUACAAUGAGUUGGAAGGACCAGUCCCAGAGAGUAAGAUUUUCCAUGGAGCUCCAAUCAAGUGGUUCAUGCAUAAUAAGAUGCUAUGUGGUGUAGUGAAAGGAUUGCCCCCUUGUAGUAGUGCAACAAAGAGUGAAGGGAAAAAUAAUGGAUACAGAACACUUGUAGUAGUCAUGGUUCUUGCUCUGGUAUUGCUUGUUCUUGUAGCAUCCAUAUUUAUGUUCCAACAUGAAAGGAAAAAAUCCAAGCCAAUUAACACCGAUAAAGUAACACAAGAAAAGCUCUUCUCUAUUUGGAGUUUUGAUGGGGAAAACAUGUUCAAGAAAAUCACUGAAGCAACCGACAACUUUAGUGAGCUACACUGCAUAGGAACGGGAGGAUAUGGAUCUGUCUACAAAGCUAGACUUGGAACAUGUGAAAUAUAUGCUGUGAAGAAGAUACACAUGGUAGAAGAUGAGUGUUGCGUGAACGAGUCAGUGUUCAACCGGGAAGUCGAGGCACUGGUGCAGAUUCGGCAUCGAAACAUCGUAAAACUGUUUGGGUAUUGUUCCUCCAACCAAGGCAGAUUUCUUAUCUACGAAUACAUGGAGAGAGGAAACUUGGCAGAAAUACUGAAGGCCAAUGAAACGGCAAUCGAGUUGAACUGGAAAAGGCGGAUAUAUAUUGUGUUGGACGUGGUUCAUGCUUUGGCAUACAUGCAUCAUGAUUGUUCGUCACCUAUAGUCCACCGAGAUAUAACAAGCAGAAAUAUUUUGCUUGAUCAGGAGUUUAGAGCUUGUGUCUCUGAUUUUGGUACGGCUAAAAUUCUCAAUGUUAAUGGCCUCAAUCUCACAAAGCUUGCUGGGACAAAAGGCUAUCUUGCCCCAGAGCUAGCAUACACAGAGAAUGUGACGGAGAUGUGCGAUGUAUACAGCUUCGGAGUGCUGGUUCUCGAGCUAUUUAUGGGUUUAUAUCCAGGCGAUUUGCUCUCGUCAAUCUACUUGAUGACCAACAAAAAUGGUGUGUGUCUGAAAGAUCUGCUGGACUCCAGGCUCAUGCUCCCGGACGCUGAAACUGCUAGGGAAAUGCACGGCGUGCUCAGCGUUGCAUUUCAGUGCCUGGAGCCUAACCCAUUACGCAGACCAACGGCGAGACGUGCAAGUGAUCAGUUAUCUGCUGGGACUAAGACAUGUGAAGAUCAACGUUUUGAUUAUCUGCAUGUUGUCUUCACUAUUCCUGCCCAGUAA